Molecule: messenger RNA, 1278 nt
Organism: Drosophila hydei
Lineage: Eukaryota; Metazoa; Arthropoda; Insecta; Diptera; Drosophilidae
Gene: bam
Product: protein bag-of-marbles
Exons: 3
Coding region: 20-1273 (417 amino acids)
Source: RefSeq, a predicted model, not a curated record
UCAGCAACUAAACAACAACAUGCAGCUUUUGAAUUCCGAACUGUGCUCUUUGAUUGAUGAGAAGCAAUCGCGUCCUGAACAAUUUUCGAGUUGCAACAGAGGCAGUGCAGCUGGCAGCGCGAUGCAGGAACUUAAUCACAGGGUACGCGACUUCUCAUUCGAUUCCAAUGCGCCACAAUUCGAGUUUCAUGGAUUUGGUUGCAUUCAGUCGCUGGCCAUGCCAAAGCGUCUGGUUUGCUUGAACGACGGUGAACUUCCAAAGAAGUCAAAAUCAAAUGGUUGUCAAAAUCAAAAACAACUGCAGAAAGAGAACAUAUCAAGUGAGAAGGAGUUUAACGGGCUCAGCAUAGAGCAAAUGCAAUCUGUUGAAGUGUUCGGCAACUGCCGCGAACGCAAUCUUUUGCUGCGUUUGAUAGACUUGUUCAAGUCGCUGCAUGAGCAUAUCAAUGCAGAGUUUCCCAGCCAUCAGCUGAACUCGUUGUCAUCGGAUUACGUUUUCGAAUUGCCCAGCAAGCACUCCAAGCCCAAAGGCUGCAAUAUACGCCAUCAAGUACAAGUGCUGUGCACCAAAUUGGAACGCUUCAUCGGACGUCUGCGUCGCAUCUUGGAGUCCAAUCGCCACUUCGACUACACCAAGUAUGCCGAAUGCGAUGGGCUAAUCAAUGGAGCUGCACAGGGUCUGCGCACCCUUAAACAAUUCACAAACGUGGAUCUGCGCCAACGUAAUUUGCAGUUUAUCAGCCAUUUGGCGAACGAAAAUGCCUCUCAACUGGAAAUUGUGCUACUUGAUCUGCGGGAGCGUUUGAAAUCUGCUCACAUUCAUGUAUAUGUUUUCAACUGGGAAAUGGAUAUAGAGCAUCGUUAUUCGGCGACUAUGACAACAAGUCUCGAGGAGAUGAAUAACAAGGCUUUAUCAUUGGCUGCCGCAGAGUUCCAGGCUGCGCAACCACGUGAACUUUGUUUUGAAGAGCAGUUAAUCGCAGAGCACUAUCAUCUGGGCAACGUGGUCAACUGUGCCAAGGAGCACGAGGAAUUUCUCACGGCACUGCUCAAAUCGCCCGAGAACUAUUUCCCACCAGAUAUUAUUGACUUAUGCAAGCCGCCCAUGAACAAAAAUAAAAGCCAGCUGCCACCUUUACCAUCUGACUCUGUCGAUGAUGUCACAGAUGGCAUAGAGAAUUUGGUCUUUGGUGGAGACAUUCUCGAAGUGGCACCCUCUUCACCACCAAGAGCCAGCCAUCGCUCCCAUAUUCCAAAGUGUUUUAGAGCUUAGAGAUC